Molecule: messenger RNA, 2073 nt
Organism: Peronospora farinosa
Lineage: Eukaryota; Oomycota; Peronosporomycetes; Peronosporales; Peronosporaceae
Source: the annotation of a GenBank genome assembly
AUGAUUGAAGUGACGGUAUCACGUCGAGACUCGUCAGUAUCCGCCACGUCUUCUCCUGACGAACUUGUAUGUAAUAUACUUGCUAAAGAUAAUCCAGUGGUGACGGCAUCAUUAGUCUCUGCAUUAAGCAACGACGCGUUGCUCGCGCACUUUGUCACGUUCGUUGCGCGUGUGGAUUCCGACAGUGAGCAGACACUCCCGGACGGCCCUGAUGCUGCAAAAGUGGCGACUACUGAAGAUGUCGCCAACCGUCGUGAAGACGAGACGCAGGACAAUGUGACUGAAGAGCUCGUGACGUCUUAUCGUGCGACGAUGCUGUUGACGAACGACGAUACGGCCGAGGCGCUACUCACGUUCCUCGGGGACAAGAGCAAGCUACUGACGCGAUGUCUGUUCCGCGUAUUCCAGUGUGACGCUAAAGGAAAUUUGCGGCAUGCCUGUCGGGUCAUCGAUCAGCUGUUACGCUUCUAUCUGGACGACGUGUACGACGUGCUGGGCAAAGAUGCCUCAACCGUAGCGAGAUAUAUGGGAGCCAUGCUGCCGUAUCUGGAGCAUGCUCCCGUAGCCGAGCUGUUCUUAACACUGGUAUGCAAACCUCACAGUGCUGCGGCCAUGAGAUUUUACACUUCGACACCGCCAAAAAAAUGGGCGUUCUUCCGGGCGUUAUCCGAGUGGAAGGUGCUAUUAGUUUUGGCAAACCAUGUCUGUAGUACCGAGUAUGGAGAGACCCAUACAGUUGGAGCCGCAGACGUCUUUGUGGAACUGCUGGACCGACUUGCGGCGGACGAGAAUGGGCAGUUGCUGUUGCAGCCAGCUGCCUACUGUCCAGAGUUGUUAGAGGGAUUGAUUCGAGCAGCGGUUGAAUUGGAGGAUAGCAAAAAGACAAUGCAGAGAUCGGUGGGACAACGCACUGCUGCAAUGAAGUGCGUGUUUCGAUUGCUGCAGAAGAGCACGUUGGAAAAAGUGCAAGGACCGCCGACGAGUCCGUACCAGUCUUUUGGUGCUACGAUCGUGAAUCUAGUUCCAAAUCAGCUGGGACCUCUGCGCGAAAAAAUAUAUGAGCUUGUGGAACAACACCUUGGCGAACUUUUGAAAUACCUCAUUCAGAAGUAUGUGAGUCAGCAGAAUAUCGAGAUGCCAAAUGAAGCGUCUGGAAAGCCACUGCCGGAGGGUGCAGUUCGUCACACGGCAUAUGUGGUGAAGGUUCCUUUUACGGAAUUGCGUCUUAUGCUUGUGGAGACACUGGUGGAAGUCAUGGCACACAACCCGCGUUUGAUGAGUGAACACUUUGAUGUAAAUGUAUGGCGCGUACUGGUCACAUGGUUCUUCGAGUAUUCUCACAACAAUCUGUAUCACGCAGCUUUCUAUCAGCUUGUAUUUAUUGCACUGCGCACGGACAACCAGCAGGCACUAAAGGUGCUCGUGAAGAAGCUUAGGCUGGCCACGUUAUUGGUGGAACAUUACCGUGCAGAUGGCGACGUUACCAGCAACAAGGGUUACAUUCUGCAAAUCUGCAAUGCCAUUCGUCUACAAGCAGCCUCACAGUCGCCUGAUGCGUUUUUGCGCAAUUUUUUGCAGUCGCACACGACAUGGCGUGGGUUUGAGAAGGAAUUGCGCGACCGAACUAAUUCGCUUUGCGUAAAUGGUCUUGGAUUUACGGUUCCCCAAGCCGUCCGCCCUGGUUAUCAGAAGGGUUCAUGGCAAAUGCUGAACGAAGAGCAGGAUGCUGGAAUUGAUCAUGGAUCUGAGUUUGCGCGCUCAUUAGGUUUCAUGGAUGAUGUCGCGUGGCCAGAAGAUGAUGCAAUGGAUGGUAACAAGAAACGGAAGAAAAAGAAAAGAGGCAAGAUGAAUUUGCCAGCCCGACCCCGUAAUGGUAUGCAUGACGCGUACGAGGCAGAUAGUACCGAUGACGAAUUCACCAGUAAGCCUGAGGACAUUGCUGCGGCGGCACUGAUAGCGGCCGAGGAGGCUGAGCUAGCUGCAAACGGGUCUAGAGGCUCGAAAGUUGGUACGGCAAACGGAGCAAGUACAUUAAAGAAGAAAAAAAGCAAUAAGAAACAGCACAAGAAAUAG